UUUAACCGCAAUGGGCGGCGGUCAGACCAGCAGUAGCAGCGGAGAAGAAGACGGCGAUGCCGAAUGGAGAGCCGCCAUAGAUUCUCUCACCGCCACCACAGCGUUUAGCAGCUCCGCCGCAGCCAACGGUCACCCAUCAUCUUCCUCAGUCGCCCAACCUUCCUGCGAAGAUGGAUCAGAUGCUCUGAAACCUCGGAAACUCAACCACUACCAAAUCAAGGUUCACAAGCUUUUGGAGGACUUUUUAGAGAAGACGAUUGAAAUAGUGAGUGAUACAACCGAUGUGAUUCCUGAAGAUCCCAAUAGUUGCAGUGAAGGUGGAAUUAGGCUGUUUAAACAUGCACCUCCCGGGAUAGCUGUUGACAACACAGAUGAACUUUAUAAGAAUCGGAAAAAGCCUAGAAUUCUUCCUGGAACCGAACUUGAAGAGGGGUCGAAGGAGGUUUGCUUAUCUGCAGAAGAAAUCAAGUUUCCUGUUUUCAUAGUCGUUUUAUGUUAAAUUUGCAAAUCUAAUGUCAAAUUUGUUGCGAGCAGUUCAAAAGGCGGAUCAGGUCAGUUUCUGUUGCAGGAAUGGAUAUAGUGGCUGCAGCCAAAGAUGCAACUCAGAAAUCAAAGGCGAGAUUGGAAGCAAGAGAUGCAGCUACCAGAUCAUAUCUUCAAAGAGAGGAAGAACGCGUUGCAGAACUAAAGAAAAUAAGGGGGGAGAAAUGGCUGCCUUCUCUUGCUCCUAUAUGAUUAUGAUGUUACUCCUUCCAUCUACAUUUUGUAACAUUUUUAGGCUAUAUUUGGCACAACGAGCUGAAAUUGGAGACUCUGAAUUUAGAGCUGUUGUCUGAAUUAAAGACUAUUGUCUGAAACUGAAUUAUGAAGUGCUAAAUCUGAAUAGAAUAUACUCAUUUGUCAAAAAGAGCUGAUAUGGUGACUAGAAAAUACAAUAUUACUUUAAAG
Messenger RNA from Cuscuta epithymum, 948 nucleotides. The record is from the annotation of a GenBank genome assembly. Lineage: Eukaryota; Viridiplantae; Streptophyta; Magnoliopsida; Solanales; Convolvulaceae.